Chara braunii is the source of this 655-nucleotide messenger RNA. The record is from the annotation of a GenBank genome assembly. Lineage: Eukaryota; Viridiplantae; Streptophyta; Charophyceae; Charales; Characeae.
GUGAUACACAACAAGAGGAGUAGUGGUGUUGCAAAUAGAAGCUGAACUUGUACCUAGCAACGCAGGUGGAACAAUGGGAACACUGGCAACUGGAAAGUCUGUUCACAAGCGAGACCGUGGAGGAGAUGGGGGUGGUGAGGAGGAACGCAGUCGUCUACAGCCAAGCACAGACAAAGAUGAGAGGGAGGUGCAUUGGGCAAGAUUUUGGAGCAAAGGACGUGAGCGUCGGAGAGAUUGUGAAGUUCUUUGCAUUGGAGCUGCAGGGCAGGAAGCUGCAGCAGUAAAAACUAAACUAGGGGGAAUUACAGUUAGGGAAACUGCUGUACUGAAAACUGCAGCAGUGGAAACCGCAGCAGUAGAAACUGCAGCAGCGGAAACUGGAGCAGUGGAAACUGGAGCAAUGGAAACUGCAGCAAUGGAAACUGCAGCAGUGGACACUGCAGCAGUGGAAACUGCAGCAGUGGACACUGCAGCAGUGGAAACUGCAGCAGUGGAAACCGCAACAAUGGACACUGCAGCAGUGGAAACUGCAGGAGUGGAGACUGCAGCAAUGGAAACUGCGGUAGCAGCAGAUGAGCAAGCCGGGGCAGGAUGAGAGCGUCAUGGGGGCGAAGAAGACAUUGGAUGAUACAAGGACCAUCGCAGCAUGCGUCAG